Molecule: messenger RNA, 822 nt
Organism: Aspergillus terreus NIH2624
Lineage: Eukaryota; Fungi; Ascomycota; Eurotiomycetes; Eurotiales; Aspergillaceae
Exons: 3
Coding region: 1-822 (273 amino acids)
Source: RefSeq, a predicted model, not a curated record
AUGGGGGUUGCAUCUCUCUCGGUCGACUCCUGGAGUCUAGCUUUCCACAUGCGUACAACAUGGCUGCAAUAUGCUUUAUCAGACCCAUGCCUAUUCCACGUCAUACUGUUUUACGCGUCAGCCCGAUUAGAUGCCAAUCAGGGAAAGAAAUAUCAGAGCGCAACUACUCUUCAUCACCAAACAGAGGCCGUGAAUCUCAUUAACCGGCAACUGGCUGCCGAGAGAGUGGAACUUAAUGAUGGCUUGAUUGCUUGCGUUGCUCUCCUAGCUAUGCAUGCGUGCGUUGAAAACGACCCGUCUACUAUGCAAAUCCAUAUCAGGGGCAUGAUGAGUAUGGUCCAAGCCAAGGGUGGGCUGAAAAAUCUGGGGUUUGACGGCUCUCUAAUUGAUAUGGUUUAUAUGGUCAAGAUAUUCUCGACGGUCCUAGCGGCAGCGGCCACUCUGGAUAUAGAAACGGCAUCUUCCUGUCCCCCGCCCACGCCGCUAAUCACGUCCAUCAUCCAUCGAGCACGGCUAAAUUCCGUCACAUUCAACAGAGCCAAAUCUAUCAUCCCAUUAUUCCAAGAGAUCCAUGACGCCGGAUUCUUCUUCCAAGAUUUUAUAACAGGUCAGAAAUGUCCCUAUAAAUGGCGCCAAAUGCGCGACGGCGUCACUCCACCCUCCGGCGCUGUGGCGCUGUUCCGACCGAAUCCAUCCCUGCUCCCAUCGGAUGACACCGUCUACACAGCGUGCAAAGCAACCACGAGCAUAUUCUGGUAUCUAGCUGACGGCACCACACUUGUCGAUUCUACGAUUCUAGGGCAAUUUCCUGUCUCUUCCUAA